AUGGCAGUGAUGGAACCCAUCCAAAUUCUACCAGAGGGAGAAGGCCCAGGGCUUCAACCUUUCGAGCACGACAUCCUCAGCGACGACUUUCAGUACCUCGAGGUUCUAGACCGGAAGACAAGCCAUGGAAUAAUCAUCAAGGCUACAACGGGGAAGCGUCUAUAUGCUAUCAAGCUGUUCAUCACCCAAGAAGCCCCCGAGGUCGACUACGACCAAUGCUAUUCCGCAAAUGGAGAAACCGCCUGGGAUUGCUGCGAUGCAUUUGAACGGCACUUCACACCAUUCGAAAAGGAGUGUCGAGCGUUUGGGAGACUCCAAGACCUGGGCUGCCAACACCUCGCUGUGCGAGCCCAUGGCUAUGUCAGUGCCACAUCGACUCAGGUCAAGGUGAAGUUCGGGUCAAUCCAAGCUAGGAUGCAGUUCCACGACCGUGUUCAACAUAACAUUCAAGAACCCAUGAUGGGCAUUGUCAAGGAUUGGGUUAACAUGGCACCGCACGAGGACGAGAAACUACGACGAGUGCACGAUCGACUCUACCAGGUAUUUCACAUCCCACAGAUGAUAGAGAAUCUUAACGAGCUUCACAAGAACGGAAUUGUGGUGAGAGACGUACGGAGCGAACAGUAUGUCAACGGUGUACUUGUCGACUUGAGCUGUUCCGAGACAGCUCCUCAUCCCUACGGCCCAACACUAUCCGGCGAACCCUCCAAAUAUCAACCUCGCUGGACGUUUGCAAGUCUCGCAGCAUGGGAUCUCUAUGCGUUCCAACACUCUAUCAUCUGUCAAUGGAACAAGCACGCCGAGGCCUGGGUCAAACGACUAGGACGGCCCCAAGGACUACCCAUAUUCUGCCCCUUCGAGGCAUACCCCGUCCCCUACGCUAGUGAAGAGGCUCGGGCUAAGCAUGAACGGCCGUAUGGGCCUUUUCUACCGAUGCUGACUUUGUUUGACCAGACUCCCUAUUUGGUGAAGCCUGCGCGGUGGGAUCCGCUUGAGUGGGAGACGAACGGAGAUGAAGACAAGGUCAAGAUUCGCAAGAUCACAGGGAAAACCAAGGAAGAUUUUGUGGAAGAAGUUGUUGAAGGUUUGGAGAAACUGUGGUCAGACGAGAGUGGAAAUUCCAGUAGUUUAAGUCACUAG
Molecule: messenger RNA, 1140 nt
Organism: Fusarium coffeatum
Lineage: Eukaryota; Fungi; Ascomycota; Sordariomycetes; Hypocreales; Nectriaceae
Exons: 2
Coding region: 1-1140 (379 amino acids)
Source: RefSeq, a predicted model, not a curated record